CCACACAUGCUAGAUUAUAAAUCAUUAUAAAUACUUCAAACCUGUAUCUUCUCGUGCUCUGCACCGAGGCUAUCCACCUCGUCCUUUGACCCCAACGCCAUUGCAACGCAAGUUUACAACAAUGUUAUCCUUGCAACGCCCCAACCACAUAAUACGCUCGAAUUCUUCUAAUCAUUCCUUACAACAACUCUUAAGGCUCUCGAGGCAAGGUCACGCCCUCGCGACGCUUCCCUCGAGCUCCUCGAGGACCGCGUCCAUAAACCGCCCCGGCGCACUCAGCGGCGGGGCCGGCCCCCGCUCCCAGCAACCGCAGCAGCUGCCGCUAAACCGCGUGGAGUUGGAGUGCGUCGUGAACUCUGUUCGCUGGCUUCCCGCCACCUCGCCGCAGCAGCAGGUGGUGGUAGCCUCCGUGGGUGGCUUCGGAGACCAGGCGGACGUGAUAGAGGUUCACCUAUCCUGCAUCAACC
This is a messenger RNA of Astrephomene gubernaculifera, 467 nucleotides long. NCBI's taxonomy places the organism in Eukaryota, Viridiplantae, Chlorophyta, Chlorophyceae, Chlamydomonadales, Astrephomenaceae. The record is from the annotation of a GenBank genome assembly.